This is a messenger RNA of Suricata suricatta (meerkat), 565 nucleotides long. It is a transcript of the gene HCRT, whose product is annotated as hypocretin neuropeptide precursor. Gene Ontology annotation, biological process: feeding behavior; neuropeptide signaling pathway. Bases 72 to 467 code for a protein of 131 amino acids. The record is from RefSeq and is a predicted model, not a curated record. The transcript is spliced from 2 exons. NCBI's taxonomy places the organism in Eukaryota, Metazoa, Chordata, Mammalia, Carnivora, Herpestidae.
AAAGUUCCUGGCUAUUUGGACCACAGCAGACAACACCUUUCCUGGCUACCCUACUCUGAGCUCCAGACACCAUGAACCCUCCCUCUACAAAGGUUCCCUGGGCCGCCGCGACGCUGCUGCUGCUGCUGCUGUUGCUACCGCCCGCGCUGCUGUCGCCAGGAGCAGCCGCGCAGCCUCUGCCCGACUGCUGCCGCCAGAAGACGUGCUCCUGCCGCCUCUACGAGCUGCUGCACGGCGCGGGCAACCACGCGGCCGGCAUCCUCACGCUGGGCAAGCGGCGGUCAGGGCCCCCGGGCCUCCAGGGCCGGCUGCAGCGCCUCCUGCAGGCCAGCGGCAACCACGCAGCCGGCAUCCUGACCAUGGGCCGCCGCGCAGGCGCAGAGCCAGCGCCGCGCCCCUGCCCCGGGCUCAGGUGUCCCGCGGCUGCCGCUCCCUCUGCGGUGCCUGGGGGGCGGUCCGGAGUUUGAGCCCUUGCUCUGGCCAGGUUCUGGCCCGGCCUUCUCCUCGCAGCCCCCAGGGUGUCAGCCUUCAGAAAAAGGGAAAAUAAAGACGAGUCUCUGUGUAA